GCAUUGAGCACCUCAGCAAUGCCCUUCGAAUAACUACCUGUAUCAGCGUCCGCGAGGCCAGGCGGGACGACAUCGAUGCCAUUAUCAACAUCAACUUCACCGUUUCAAUGACAAUGUCAUGAACCAACUGAUGUACCCAGGCGGCGUCUCUGCCGACUCCAAGGCAAAGUUCGCCUCAAAGCUCUUCCCCGAGGACAGCGCAGGGAGGCCAGUGAAAGGAGGGCAAUCUUUCUCCGCGUUGCCGAAUACCUGCCAGAGCCUACCGACCGGCUUGGGGAGAUUGUCGCAUUUGCAAGAUGGCUGCUUCAUUGUGCGCCUCGCACCGAGGCACAAUGGAAGGCGUAAGAGUUCAACGCAACGACCGAGAAAUGGGGCGAGGGUUGCGAUGUGGCCGUGGUCAACGCCUUCAUUGGUGGAAUGGCACGGCUUCAACGCGAUCACACCCGAAGUGAAGCAGCGCUAUCUCAGCACUCUCGCAUACAGCCCAACUCGGCAGCGGCUCGGGGCCGGCUCGGCGCCCUUGAAGUGGGUUUCGAUCUUGCCGACAGCCUUGGGUUCCCUGCUCGGGUCGAGGCCUCCCCUGCCAGCUAUGGCCUCUACAAGAAGUUUGGCUAUGAAGAUGAAGUGUUAGAUCUCGAGGUCACCGAAACCUGGGCAGCGCUGUCAACAAGUCAAGUCUACCAAGUCAAGUCUCCAAGUCAAGUCAAGUCAAGUCAAGUCAAGUCAAGUCAAGUCAAGUCAAGUCAAGUCAAGUCAAGUCAAGUCAAGUCAAGUCAAGUCUU
This is a messenger RNA of Parathielavia appendiculata, 782 nucleotides long. RefSeq lists its product as uncharacterized. The coding region runs from base 119 to 631 and encodes 170 amino acids. The record is from RefSeq and is a predicted model, not a curated record. The transcript has 2 exons. NCBI's taxonomy places the organism in Eukaryota, Fungi, Ascomycota, Sordariomycetes, Sordariales, Chaetomiaceae.